AUGCCCCCGAGCAAGUACGACAAGGCCAAGCAGGAGAAGAACGAGGCGUUUAAAGAUCUACUAAAAGCGCUAGAAGCGCAGGACGGCGAGCUCACGGACCGCAUCGAACGCAUGGAGGAAAAAGUUCUGAACCUCGAGGCGCGGAACCAGAAGGACAGCCAGCCUGUUGUUAGCGUGUUUGCUGAUUUGGCCCGGCAGGCCGCCUGGUCCACGUAAACAUGGAGCGGCCUUCCUUUGAUGUUGGUGCGGUGGUGUCGGUCGUGGCGUAUGCGUUCGUGAGCGCUCUAUCGGCUGCUUUAUCAUUUGAUGACGAGACGCUCCCGGUCGUGUUUGGGGCCGUGUCUCCUAUUAUAGCGUCGCCGGCCGUCGCUGUGGUCUGCGCGCCAUUUGUGCCGCGUUUAUAUAGGAAGCUCGGCCGAACGCGGACGCUGGCUUUGUGUGCUUUGUUGGUUGGUCUGUCCGUCGUGCCGGACGCCGUCGCCAUUCCAUGGCCAGACGUGGCCACGGCGGCCUCGGCACUCAACGCGCUCGCCGGCGUCGUACUAUUAGCGCUGCCGUCGUCACUAGCUAGAGACGUCCUGCCCGACGCGUGGCGCCUCUACACGCCCCACCUCGAUUUGUGGCGCACGGCGCUCGUCGCCCUCUUGUUAGCAAUGAGGUCGCUCGGCACUGUUAUCGAAGCCGCCGUUGCUGUGGCAUGGUACGUGACCGUAGCGCUAUCAACCGUAGCAAUGCUCAUCCUUGCCCUGCCGUCGCUGCGCAAGCCGCCGCCGCCGCCGCCACUCGCCGACGACGAGGCCUUCGCCGAACCUUUGGUGGUGCCGCCGCCGUCGCCCUCCUUAAAUGCGCCGCGGGGCUUCCUGCCGCUCGCCGUGCAGCGCACGUACCUGCUGCUGAGUCUGGGUUUUGCCCUCGUGAGCGGCGGCGCUUCCGGUCGUGGUGGCGCUUUAGGAAGAGCGCCCACCACGGCGUGCGCCGCCGCGCUGCAGCUCCUUGCUGGCGGCGUCGCGUUUUUAGAUCGGGAGCGCCUGGCCAUCGGCGCUUGCGCUGUUCUAGCCGCAAUAGGUGCUUUACUCGCCGCGCUGCCUCUGUCGUUCUCCGCGUGGGCGGCCUUCGCGUGUAGCAUCACAGCAACAGCACCGGUAGGGGCCGUCUACGAGCUCGCUUCUAGAAGAUUACCGAGUGAUUCCAUCGUGACGGCCGGCGCUGGUUUAGUUUGGUGUGCGAACCUCGUGGCGCUCGGCUUUGCUCUCCUCAAAGACGUGACCCCCACCGCGUGGCCGCGCCUCGCGUGCGUCGCGGCCGGUACACUAUGCCUGGCCGGCGAGGUCGUCGCCGUCCAGGACUGGCCCCUGUUCGAUCUGCGGCCGCGCCACGCGUCAGACGAGUACCGCAUCGCCGACGCGGCCGUGCCGUCGUUCGCGUCAUCUCUGGCGCCGCCGCCGCCGCCUCCUCCUCGGCGGGUGAAGUGCCGGCCUUGUCCUGCAGGGUCCGUAUGA
Molecule: messenger RNA, 1499 nt
Organism: Pelagomonas calceolata
Lineage: Eukaryota; Pelagophyceae; Pelagomonadales; Pelagomonadaceae
Source: the annotation of a GenBank genome assembly